Messenger RNA from Tetrapisispora phaffii CBS 4417, 1248 nucleotides. RefSeq names its product GPI-anchor transamidase (gene GPI8). Lineage: Eukaryota; Fungi; Ascomycota; Saccharomycetes; Saccharomycetales; Saccharomycetaceae. The record is from RefSeq and is a predicted model, not a curated record. Gene Ontology annotation, cellular component: GPI-anchor transamidase complex. Bases 1 to 1248 code for a protein of 415 amino acids. The transcript has a single exon. Gene Ontology annotation, biological process: proteolysis; protein localization to cell surface; attachment of GPI anchor to protein. Gene Ontology annotation, molecular function: GPI-anchor transamidase activity.
AUGCAUACGUUGACGAAGUAUUUGAAGUUCAUCCAAAUAAUCGGCACAGAAUAUCAGACUCACGUUGUUACAAUGAGGUUCAAUUUUUUCAUACCGUUUUUGUUGUUGCUAACAACAAACUAUGUGCUAGCUGAUGAAGAGAAAAAUAAUCAUACAAAUAACUGGGCUGUACUAGUCUCUACAUCAACUUUCUGGUUCAAUUAUAGACACAUGGCAAAUGUAUUGUCAAUGUACAGGACUGUAAAGAGACUAGGUAUCCCUGACUCUCAGAUCAUCCUAAUGUUAAGUGACGAUGUAGCUUGUAAUUCAAGAAACUUAUUUCCAGGGUCAGUAUUCAAUAAUCAAGAUAGAAAAAUUGAUCUUUAUGGUGAAUCAAUUGAAGUUGAUUAUAAAGGUUAUGAUGUAACAGUAGAAAAUUUUAUUAGAUUGUUAACGGAUAGAUGGCCUGAUGAACAACCAAAAUCAAAACGACUCUUAACUGACGAAAAUUCAAAUAUUUUCAUUUAUAUGACUGGCCAUGGUGGUGAUGAUUUCUUGAAGUUUCAAGAUGCUGAAGAAAUUGCUUCUGAAGAUAUCGCUGAUGCUUUCGAACAGAUGCAUGAGAAGAAAAGAUACAAUGAAAUCUUCUUCAUGGUCGAUACUUGCCAAGCAAAUACGAUGUUUUCAAAGUUUUACUCUCCAAACAUUUUAGCUAUAGGUUCAAGUGAAUUAGAUGAAAGUUCUUAUUCUCACCAUUCUGAUGUAGAGUUAGGUGUUGCUGUCAUUGAUAGAUUCACAUACUAUACGUUAGAAUUUUUAGAACAGAUCGAUAAGAGCUCAACACUUACAUUAGAAGACUUAUUUCAAUAUUACACGUUUGAAAAAGUUCAUUCUAAUGUAGGUGUAAGAAAAGAUCUUUACUCAAGAGAUCCAAAAGAUGUAUUAAUUACUGAUUUUUUUGCCAAUGUCCCAAAUAUCAUCCCUGAUUCUUCAAGUGAAAAUGAAUCCUCAAAUAAAUAUAUUAACCUAAUUAAUCUGGCUAUGGACCAAUAUAAUUCAAAUUCAAAAGUGUCAAAAAAUAAAGACAAUGCACUAUCACCAAGUGUUUUAUCUAAGAGCCAGAAUUUUAAUAACAUUGAAUACAUUGAGGAUACUAGAACCGCUAUAAGUUCCAGCAUAAAGACUCUAUUAGUAACAUCCGUUGUCACACUUCUUUGUAUUUUAUUCUAUUUACAAGAAGCAGAAUCAUCAAAAACAUUCACCAAAUAA